UGUUUAAUCAAUUACUUAUUAUACAGGCUGCAAAUGAAAAAGCAAUAUAUCCAGACUUCUGCAAACAUGAAUCUGGGUUUAGAGGGCCACAGAAUUCCCCUCAGUGAUGGCAACUAUAUUCCACUGCUGGGACUGGGUACCUAUGGAGACCCACGAACGACACCCAAAGGAACAGCAUACGAGUGUGUGAAGUUGGCCAUAGAUGUGGGCUACAGGCACUUUGAUGGUGCAUUGGUGUAUUUCAAUGAGCAUGAAGUAGGACAAGCCAUCAAAGAGAAGAUUUUGGAUGGAACUGUUAAAAGAGAGAACAUAUUUUACUGUGGAAAGCUCUGGAAUACCUUCCAUCCACCAGAGUUGGUGAGACCAGCACUGGAAAGGACAUUGAGAACCUUGAAACUAGAUUAUGUGGAUCUCUACAUUAUUGAGCUCCCUAUGGCCUUCAAGCCUGGCAAAGAAUUCUACCCGAAAGACCAUAACGGGAAAUACAUCUACCAUGACACGGACCUAUGUGCCACCUGGGAGGCUUUAGAGGCUUGCAAAGAUGCAGGGUUGGUAAAAUCUCUGGGAGUUUCCAACUUCAACCGCAGACAGUUGGAGCUGCUGCUGCGUAAACCCGGCCUUAAACACAAGCCUGUGUCUAACCAGGUUGAAUGCCAUCCAUACUUUACCCAACACAAGCUCCUGGAGUACUGUCGUCAGAAUGACAUUGUGAUCGUGGCCUACAGCCCAAUUGGCUCCUCCAGAGACCCCUCUUGGGUGAAUCUAAAAUGUCCUCCCCUGCUGGAGGAUGAGGUGCUUGUGUCUAUUGGAAAAAAGUACAAUAAAAGUAGUGCCCAGGUGGCACUACGCUUCAACAUCCAGAGGGGAGUCGUCGUGAUCCCCAAGAGCUUCAACCAUGCGAGGAUUAAACACAAUUUCCAGGUAUUUGAUUUUUCACUCAGCAAGGAAGAAAUGGAAGCCAUUGAAGCGCUUAACAAAAAUAUUCGCUUUGUGGAGCUUCAAAUGUGGAGUGACCAUCCAGAGUACCCAUUUCAUGAUGAAUAUUAAACUUGACUGACAUUGAAAGAUGUGCUGAUUGAAGUCUGUCACAUGUUUAGAAUGUUACAUAUUGUUUUUGACAGUCAUACAAGUCAUUUUAAUAUUUGACACUAGAGGGCAGUGGUGUACAAUGAAUACAAAUACGCAUUCUACAUAAACUGAUAUGAUUCAACUGGAUUUUGUGAGCAUCAGGUUAGAACAAAAACAGCUGAUCUUAACGAGUUGAGGAUAGAACACACAAGUGAAAGUGAAACAGCUGAGUAGACAACAGUCCAUUUACUUUUGACAACUUAAAACCUGAGUCUUGCUGACAAAGGACUUUCUGCACUGUUCCCCUGAUUUGGAUGUCAUGGCUGUAAAAGUUGAGGGUCAGGAGGUCAUGCCCUCCUUUGCUUUCAGCUGUAAUUGCAUGUACUAGACUGCCAAAAUAAAAGCUUUGUUAUGCCAUGCUAUUUGUUAAGUGGCAGUAUUUGUAAUUUAAAUUUUACCCCCAUGUUUUAGUUCCUUGCAUUUAGAAUUUGUAUUUUUUUUUUCUUUUUUUCU
This is a messenger RNA of Thalassophryne amazonica, 1581 nucleotides long. Its product is annotated as aldo-keto reductase family 1 member D1-like. Gene Ontology annotation, biological process: bile acid biosynthetic process. NCBI's taxonomy places the organism in Eukaryota, Metazoa, Chordata, Actinopteri, Batrachoidiformes, Batrachoididae. The record is from RefSeq and is a predicted model, not a curated record. The transcript has 9 exons. Bases 34 to 1047 code for a protein of 337 amino acids. Gene Ontology annotation, molecular function: aldose reductase (NADPH) activity; Delta4-3-oxosteroid 5beta-reductase activity. Gene Ontology annotation, cellular component: cytosol.